Messenger RNA from Diorhabda carinulata, 1074 nucleotides. RefSeq names its product serine/threonine-protein kinase Nek8-like. The record is from RefSeq and is a predicted model, not a curated record. Gene Ontology annotation, biological process: protein phosphorylation. Bases 111 to 941 code for a protein of 276 amino acids. Gene Ontology annotation, molecular function: protein kinase activity; ATP binding. The transcript has 4 exons. NCBI's taxonomy places the organism in Eukaryota, Metazoa, Arthropoda, Insecta, Coleoptera, Chrysomelidae.
AAUACAUUCACUUUAAUUGUUUGUUUUUUACCUCACAAAACAUUUAGAUUUGGUGAAUAGUAAAAUUUACCAUCGAUAUAGAUGUUUUAUUUAAUUUUUGACGCAAAUAGAUGAAAAUGGAUUAUUACAAUAUAACUACACAAUUAACCAGAGGAAGUUUUGGCACGAUCCACUUAUGCGAACGUAUCCAUAACAAACAGAAGUUAGUUCUAAAGCAAAUAGCUUUAGAAAUGGAUGACAAGCAGCUACAGGCAGCUAAGAAUGAAGUUGCGGUUUUAAAAUCUUUGAAUCAUCCAAACAUUAUUCAAUAUUACGACAGCUACGACAGGAAAGGUAUUUUUUACAUCGUUAUGGAAUACGCUAGCAAUGGAACUUUACAAAAUCUUAUACAAGAAGAAAGACCAAACCAUUUCCCUCCACAGUUUGUAAUGGAUCUGUUUUGUCAAAUUUUAAUGGGACUGGAUCAUAUACACCGAAAGAAAGUGAUUCAUCGAGAUUUGAAGACUGAAAAUAUAUUUUUAACCGGAUUAAGAGGAGACGUAGUCAAAAUCGGCGAUUUCGGUAUAUCGAAAAUGUUAGUAAAUGAAAACAAAGCGAAUACAAUUAUUGGCACUUGUAAUUAUCUAGCUCCAGAAUUGUGUAACGGUGAAUCGUACAAUACUAAAUCCGACAUUUGGGCCUUGGGAUGUAUAUUAUAUGAGCUGUGUGCUAUGGAGAAGUUGUUCACCGGAACGGUAUCAAAUGUAGUGCUCUCGAUAGCCAGCGGACGUAAAAAAUUAGUAAAUACCAAAUUAUACGGAAAACAGAUGCAAGAAAUUAUUGAUAUGAUGCUACAGAUUGAUCCCAACAAAAGGCCCGAUACAAUCGACUUGAUGACAGAUCCGGAUAUUUUUUCCACCCUGUAUUCAUUGGGCGGAUGUCUAGGAUGCAUUGACGAAUAACUUGAAAGUUUAUUUUAUGAAAAUUUUUAAAGUGUAUUUUUUUUAAAUUGAUUUGAAUCUAUUAAUGCUCGUUUUUAAAAAAUUGUCUCUUUUUUAUAAUACUUGUUCAUCAAAUAAAAAUUGAUCAACACGU